This is a messenger RNA of Candidula unifasciata, 981 nucleotides long. The record is from the annotation of a GenBank genome assembly. NCBI's taxonomy places the organism in Eukaryota, Metazoa, Mollusca, Gastropoda, Stylommatophora, Geomitridae.
AUGACACUAAAGGAGCUCAACCAGCGAUCCCCACAGCAUUCAAUGGAUGUUGGCAGUGAUCUUUCCUAUCGUCAUGACAACAGAUGGACCAACAUCCUUCCAUUUGAUCACAGCCGAGUCAAGUUGGCAGUCAUCAGUGGAGAUGAAAGCUGUUGCCAGGACUACAUCAAUGCCAACUAUAUUUCUGGGCUCGAUUCCUCCCGGGACUACAUUGCUACACAAGGCCCAUUAACUCGGACGGUGUCUGACUUCUGGAGGAUGGUCUGGGAGCAGAAUGUCUCUGUCAUCGUCAUGCUGGCUGACUUUGAGGAGCUAGACAAGAGGACACAAAUAAUAAGAGAGAAAGUUGCCCGUUACUUCCCUGGUGAUGAGGAAACUGGUCCGUCUCAGUAUGGACUCAUUCAAGUGUCAAGGACGAGGAAAGAUUACAACCACAAGUGGGAGAUCCGCACUCUAAAAUUAACGCACACGCGGGCCAGAAAGGUUCGCAUCCUGAAGCAUUUUUUCUUCAAGAAUUGGAGCGACCAUGAAGCUGAUAUUGACAAGCAGGAACUUGUUGAUUUUGUGGAGCUUCUGAGAGCAGAAAUGAAAUCUCUUCCAAAGGCUCCUAUGGUGGUACACUGCAGUGCUGGAGUGGGUAGAACAGGCACAUUCAUCGCCGUAGAUUACUUCUACAAGCUGCUGUCUUCCAUGAGGCCUAGGUCACAAACUCCAGGCCUGGGUGAAGCAGCCAACAAGACAGUGGACAUCUUUGGUCGUGUCCUCAAACUGAGAGACUGCCGUCGUUUCAUGGUUCAGUCUUUGAGCCAGUAUGUCUUUGUCUACGACGCUGUCCUAGAGAUCCUUCGACGACUGUUUCAGCUGCAACAGUCUAAAGGCUUGGACAUUUGUGAUCAAGAAGGGCACCAGUCGCUGGACAUCCUUUCAUGCCAGGGAUCACUUGAAGACACGGUGUACGAUGACGUUGCUGUCCUUAAAUAA